This is a messenger RNA of Lycium ferocissimum, 669 nucleotides long. RefSeq names its product glucosidase 2 subunit beta. Gene Ontology annotation, cellular component: glucosidase II complex. The transcript is spliced from 5 exons. The coding region runs from base 55 to 651 and encodes 198 amino acids. The record is from RefSeq and is a predicted model, not a curated record. Lineage: Eukaryota; Viridiplantae; Streptophyta; Magnoliopsida; Solanales; Solanaceae. Gene Ontology annotation, biological process: N-glycan processing.
ACUAAAAUUCUAAAUUAAACACAAACAGUCCCUCAAUUUUUUCCAAACUCCAAAAUGGAAACAACUCUUAUUCUUCUUACAAUUCUUCUCCUCAGCUUUUGCUUCUUUCAUGUCUCCAUUUCAUCUACUGAAUUACCUAUCGGAAUACAUCCUCUAGAUGAGAAGUACUAUGCUUCAAAUGUGAUUAAAUGCAAAGAUGGGACUAAUUCAUUUACUAAAGAUCGACUAAAUGAUGAUUUUUGUGAUUGUGUAGAUGGAACUGAUGAGCCUGGAACGGCUGCCUGUCCAGCUGGAAAAUUUUAUUGCAAAAAUGUAGGCAGUACUCCUAAAUUUCUGUUCUCUUCUCGCGUGAAUGAUGAUAUUUGUGAUUGUUGUGACGGAAGUGAUGAGUAUGAUAGUAAUGUCGAUUGCCCCAAUACUUGCGUAAUGGGUGGGCAUUUUUCCUAUAAAAAACGAAGUUAUCGCUUAAGAAGAAAACAUCUCGAUCUAAUUGGUGGAGAAAAUGCUAACGGGGUCAAUAUGGAUGACUCGGUGCAGAGACUGCAAGGUCUGAAGAUACUGGUACUUGUACAGGUGGUACUUAUCAUUAUUUUUCUGGUUUCCCGAAAAUUAUAUCGGCGAUCCAGGUCUAAAAGAAGACAUUCGCGUUGAGAAUUGAUCCCAGGAUUA